UUUAGGCUUAACUCCCAUAGAAUCACUGAAUUCUUGACUAAAGCUGUGGUUGAAUUAGUGCUGAAGAUUACAAAGAUUUUUAUUUUAUAGAAAAAAAUUGAUAUCAGCCAAGACAUUCAGGAGUGGUGAGAAUUCCAAAGGCCCAGAACCGUCUGUCCUAUAAGUGCUAUGAUAAGACUCUGUUAUGUUAGUGAAAAAUUAGAUUUAGCAAUGAAGCUGUCCAUAUGUGCUGUUGGUUUUUCUGGAGAUCAACUCUCUGCUGUUGCAGCCCAGGACAAUGGGCCUUUGAAAAUCAUUGGACUUUUAAAAUCCUUUAACUCUGCUAAUUGUUCACUUUGAACAAAUAAUGUCAUUCUUCUGGGGCACUUUUGAAAAGGAGGAGCAGUGUUGAGCACACAACACAGAAGUUUAGGAAAUGAAGUAAAUCAGAAAUAACUGAGUGUAAAUGAGACACCUGAUGCUUUUCUGUCCUUCCUUUCAUGCCAUAAAGUGUGUUUGCAAGCAAUCUCCACUCUGUCUCAGGCCUGGAAAGUUAAAGGAAUUCUUUUUUUCACUUACUGGCAUUCAGGGUUUCAGCUUACCAGUGUCAGCAUCAAGGCCAGCUGCCUCCUCGACCUCACGUAGAUGGGUGCUGUGCUGCUGAGCUUUUUGUCCUUGGACACUAAAGGACUUCUGUCAGAAAGUCGGGCUGGAGGAGGACUCAGAAACAGUCCUUGGCUCCAGGAGUCUUGUUCCUCCUCACUGCCAGUUUUUCAGAACUUGGGAAGAAUUCUCACAAAUGGAAUAUCAGGAAGAGGCGAGAGCGGGGAGAGCGGUGUGGACUUGAAGCUCAAACUUUCUCAUGGUUCAGCAAAUGAAAUAAUUCACUUCCUGCGUGGUGCAGAGUCUCAUCAUGUCCCAAGUGUUCCGUUCUAUUUGCUGAACCAUGAGAAAGUUUGGCCUUUUUCAAAAAGAAAGUCCGCUGAACACGUUAUGCAGGUGUGGUCAACUAUCUGCUUAGGACGAGGAUUUGUAAGAGAAAGGAAAAGGUAGUAUUAGCCUGAUCAAUUUGUUUCCGAUUCCUAUGAAAUCCACGUUGGGAUUUAAAUGUCCAGGCUUCUUCCUCUGGGUGAGGGCCCACCAAACGCUUUCCCUAUGUGUCUGAAGCAAGAGGUGUUUUCUGGGGUACUUAUUGUUUCCCUCGUCCAUUUAUGGGCUUCCAUAUCUGGGGAGGUGUCUUGGGGAGGGCUAGAUUAUCCUAGGGGGUCCCAACUCACUUUCUCUGUCCUCCACCAGAGUGCUGACCACUGCUGAGAAAGUCAGUUUGGGUCUGGAGGGAGCCCAGUUGUAUCUGGAAACUCCAGCAGCAGAGGGCCACAAGGCGGCGACUGUGAGCUUUGGGGCACUGUGCAGACCCGGAGACUGAUGUCUGGGGAUGCCUCCAGAAGCUUGGGGAGAGGCAGCUGUCCCCCAGGACCAGUCCCAGAGGGCGUGAUCCGCAUCUACAGCAUGAGGUUCUGCCCCUACUCUCACAGGGCACGCCUGGUCCUCAAGGCCAAAGGCAUCAGGCACGAAGUUAUCAACAUUAACCUGAAAAACAAACCUGAGUGGUACUAUACAAAACAUCCUUUUGGCCAGAUUCCUGUCCUGGAGAACAGCCAGUGUCAACUUAUCUAUGAAUCCGUCAUCGCUUGCGAGUACCUGGAUGACAUCUAUCCAGGAAGGAAGCUGUUUCCAUAUGACCCUUAUGAACGAGCUCGCCAGAAGAUGUUACUGGAGCUAUUUUGUAAGGUCCCACACUUAACCAAGGAAUGUCUAGUAGCGCUGAGAUGCGGGAGAGACUGUGCAGACCUGAAGACUGCCCUCCGUCAGGAGUUCUGCAACCUGGAAGAGAUUCUCGAAUAUCAGAACACUACGUUCUUUGGUGGAGACCGUAUAUCCAUGAUUGAUUACCUCUUCUGGCCCUGGUUUGAGCGGCUGGAUGUAUAUGGACUAUCUGACUGCGUGAAUCACACCCCGAUGCUGAGGCUCUGGAUAGCCGCCAUGAAGCAGGACCCCGCGGUCUGUGCCCUGCUCAUUGAUAAGAACAUGUUCCUGGGCUUCCUGAAUCUCUAUUUUCAGAACAACCCUGCUGCUUUUGACUUUGGGCUGUGUGUCCCAGCCAUUCGGUAAUCACUGCAUUGCCCAGGAUUCUCAGUGUAUCAGAUUCUGCGUCAUGGGUUGUCUUGGGGGUCAGUGUGUUUCUGUUCUUUUUUUUCCUUUGAGGUCCUUCAUAAACACGGAAGUGUAAAAUAUAGUCUAAUCGUCA
Messenger RNA from Myodes glareolus (Bank vole), 2287 nucleotides. Lineage: Eukaryota; Metazoa; Chordata; Mammalia; Rodentia; Cricetidae. The record is from RefSeq and is a predicted model, not a curated record.